AUGAUUUCGUUUGAUCAUCACUACGUAGACCACCCGGUUGAACCGGUACAAGUUUUGGAGAUUGGACAAGAUGCACCCUUCCUCGCAAGAGGCUCAUAUCAACAAUCAGACCUUCGCACUAUAGAAGAUACGACAUCUUUCCUGAGAAACAAUCAGAACAAGCCUUACAAAUGUCGCCUUGUGUCAAUAUGUCAACGUAAUUCCCGACGACCAUUGCAAAUCACAAAGUCUAUGCUUGACUUCCUCGUUGCUGGACACGAGAUAGGUCCAUCAUUUUGGGCAGUGCCAUCAUGCUUUUAUCAGCGCAGUGAUGACCUCGAAGGGGUAUUUUGCCUUCCAUUUACAGAGUCCUGCUCUGCUUCCAUCACUGAAAUCUCUUACACUAUAAGAUACCCCGAGUACAAGCCACAAGAUGACAAAUGGGUCAUUCGCCAGACUGGAAUUUACCACCGAUACGACAGAACUUCGUCCCAAAGUCUUUACGUGCUGUUCAAUCCCACGCCACAAUCCAAAGCGCAUUCGCAGGCUGAUAAUUUACUGCGCAAUUUCUGCCCCAAGGUUGAAUCCGAUCCUUUUUGGUUACACCAGGUCCUGUUCGACACAUACUUCCCUGCAUGGAGGAACUAUAUCGCCGUACACGAACAACGACUUCUACCCCUUGCAGGCAGUACAAUUGCCACUUUCAUUAAUGGGCCUUUGGCCGUAGGCUACGAUAGCCUUAGAACAUUGACUUCCUUGCAGACCCGGUUUCUCGAAGUGCCAGCCAUCUUGACAUCAGCCACAGAGAUUCUUGACGAGCUUUGUAAUGUUGUUAGCUCGAUGUCAGUGGCCCCAACAAAUCACGGUGGGGUUCACUAUUUCAAAAAUCACCGUCGAGAGUGCACUGCAAAUUCCCGUAAUGCCGCGCACUUGCAGCAGCGGGCAAAUAUUGUCUCAAAGUUACUGGCCGACACUUUGUUGCUUCGGGAUCAGGUCCUGGCAAAGGAGCAAAAUGCGAACAUGCUACGGCUGAACAAGUCAGCCGUAUUUAUCACCACUUUGUCGUUGGUAUAUCUUCCGUCGUCCUUCCUGGCUACUAUAUUUGGUAUGAAUUUCUUCGACAUGGAUCAAGCCAACAAUCGUAUUGUUGGUACACCUAUGAUAUGGAUUUUCUUUGUCUCAGCUGCUGCCCUUACAACGGUCACGUUCCUUCUAUACUAUUGGUUAUUGCGCCGUGAUGGUGCAGCGUUGCAAGGACUUACGCCGAGAAUACAAAGUAGGCCAACUUGGAGCAUCGAAGGGGUAAGAAGACGGUUCACAGGUAGCACCAAUUCCAGUACUGAGCUACAGGCAUAUUCGGCUUGA
This is a messenger RNA of Penicillium verrucosum, 1344 nucleotides long. RefSeq lists its product as uncharacterized. Bases 1 to 1344 code for a protein of 447 amino acids. Lineage: Eukaryota; Fungi; Ascomycota; Eurotiomycetes; Eurotiales; Aspergillaceae. Gene Ontology annotation, cellular component: membrane. Gene Ontology annotation, molecular function: metal ion transmembrane transporter activity. The transcript is spliced from 4 exons. The record is from RefSeq and is a predicted model, not a curated record. Gene Ontology annotation, biological process: transmembrane transport; metal ion transport.